AUGGAGCGAAGAGCCUGGACUCUGCAGUGCACUGCUUUCACCCUCUUUUGCGCUUGGUGUGCUCUGAACAGUGUAAAAGCGAAGAGGCAGUUUGUCAAUGAAUGGGCUGCGGAGAUCCCCGGGGGCCUGGAGGCAGCCUCGGCCAUCGCCGAGGAGCUGGGUUAUGACCUUUUGGGUCAGAUUGGAUCACUGGAGAAUCACUACUUAUUCAAACACAAAAACCAUCCCCGAAGGUCUCGAAGGAGUGCCUUUCAUAUCACUAAGAGAUUAUCUGAUGAUGAUCGCGUGAUAUGGGCCGAACAACAGUAUGAAAAAGAGAGAAGUAAACGUUCACCUCUGAGAGACUCAGCACUGGAUCUCUUCAACGAUCCGAUGUGGAAUCAGCAGUGGUACUUGCAAGAUACAAGGAUGACCGCAGCCCUGCCCAAGCUGGAUCUUCAUGUGAUACCUGUUUGGCAAAAAGGCAUUACGGGCAAAGGAGUUGUUAUCACUGUACUGGAUGAUGGCUUGGAGUGGAAUCACACAGAUAUUUAUGCCAAUUACGAUCCAGAGGCUAGCUAUGAUUUUAAUGAUAAUGACCAUGAUCCGUUUCCCCGAUAUGACCCCACAAAUGAGAACAAACAUGGGACCAGAUGUGCAGGAGAAAUUGCCAUGCAAGCAAAUAAUCACAAAUGUGGGGUCGGAGUUGCAUAUAAUUCCAAAGUCGGAGGCAUAAGAAUGCUGGAUGGCAUUGUUACCGAUGCUAUUGAGGCCAGUUCAAUUGGAUUCAAUCCUGGACAUGUGGAUAUUUAUAGUGCAAGCUGGGGCCCUAAUGAUGAUGGGAAAACUGUGGAGGGGCCUGGCAGACUAGCCCAGAAGGCUUUUGAGUAUGGUGUCAAACAGGGGAGACAAGGAAAGGGUUCCGUCUUCGUCUGGGCUUCUGGGAAUGGGGGACGUCAGGGAGAUAACUGUGACUGUGAUGGCUACACGGACAGCAUCUACACCAUCUCCAUCAGCAGUGCCUCCCAGCAAGGCCUGUCCCCCUGGUACGCCGAGAAGUGCUCCUCCACGCUGGCCACCUCGUACAGCAGCGGGGAUUACACCGACCAGCGAAUCACGAGUGCUGACCUGCACAAUGACUGCACUGAGACCCACACGGGCACCUCGGCCUCGGCACCCCUGGCUGCUGGCAUCUUCGCUCUGGCCCUGGAAGCAAACCCAAAUCUCACCUGGCGAGAUAUGCAGCACUUGGUUGUCUGGACUUCUGAGUAUGACCCACUGGCCAAUAACCCUGGAUGGAAGAAGAACGGAGCAGGCUUGAUGGUGAACAGUCGGUUUGGAUUCGGCUUGCUUAAUGCAAAAGCUUUGGUGGAUUUAGCUGAUCCCAGGACCUGGAGCAGUGUGCCUGAGAAGAAAGAGUGUGUUGUAAAGGACAAUGACUUUGAGCCCAGAGCCCUGAAAGCUAAUGGGGAAGUUAUCAUUGAAAUUCCAACAAGAGCUUGUGAAGGACAAGAAAACGCCAUCAAGUCCCUGGAGCAUGUACAAUUUGAAGCAACAAUUGAAUAUUCCCGUAGGGGAGACCUUCAUGUCACACUCACUUCUGCUGCCGGAACCAGCACUGUACUGUUGGCUGAAAGAGAGCGGGAUACAUCUCCUAAUGGCUUUAAGAAUUGGGACUUCAUGUCUGUUCACACAUGGGGAGAGAAUCCUAUAGGCACCUGGACUUUGCGAAUUGCAGACAUGUCUGGAAGAAUGCAAAAUGAAGGAAGGAUUGUGAACUGGAAGCUGAUUUUGCAUGGAACCUCUUCGCAGCCAGAGCACAUGCAACAGCCUCGCGUGUACACGUCCUACAACACCGUUCAGAAUGACCGAAGAGGGGUGGAGAAGAUGGUGGACUUGGGCGAGGAGCAGCCCGCACAAGAAAACCCUAACGAGAAUCUCCUGGCGUCCAAAAGCCCCAGCAGUGGCAGCGUGGAAGACAGGAGGGAUGAGCUGGCACAGGGAGCCCCUUCUGAGGCCAUGCUGCGACUCCUACAAAGUGCUUUCAGAAAAAACUUGCGGUCAGAGCAAUCACCAAAGUCCCCAAGUGCAAAGCUCAACAUCCCUUACGAAAACUUCUACGAAGCCCUGGAAAAGCUGAACAAACCUUCCCAGCUUAAAGACUCUGAGGAUAGUCUGUAUAACGACUACGUUGAUGUUUUCUACAACACAAAACCUUACAAGCACAGAGAUGAUCGGCUGCUGCAAGCUCUGGUGGACAUUCUGAAUGAGGAAAAUUAA
Molecule: messenger RNA, 2259 nt
Organism: Cynocephalus volans (Philippine flying lemur)
Lineage: Eukaryota; Metazoa; Chordata; Mammalia; Dermoptera; Cynocephalidae
Gene: PCSK1
Product: proprotein convertase subtilisin/kexin type 1
Exons: 14
Coding region: 1-2259 (752 amino acids)
Biological process (GO): peptide hormone processing
Cellular component (GO): neuron projection; membrane
Molecular function (GO): serine-type endopeptidase activity
Source: RefSeq, a predicted model, not a curated record